CAGCGCCUGGGGCAAAUGGACAUCUGCAAAGGUGUAGUGAGCCUGGCCACAGCCUCUGGGGCCAUCUGCCUGCUCUAUAAGGCCAUCAGGGCCGGCAUAAAAUGUCAACCACCCCUCUGCUCUGCCUUACCCAUCUGCCUCGCCCCUGAGUGUCCCCGCCUGGCAAUCGAGCGAGAGCAGCACGGGCAGGACUCAGGUGAGCUCCGGAGGCUCCUCAACUCUUUGGAGUGCAAACAGGAUGAGUACGCCAAGAGCAUGAUCCUGUACAGUAUCACAUGCUGUGUGUACUUGCUGGAGUCCGAGGCCUCUGCAUGUACUAAUGAUGACAUCACGUUGGUGGGCUCCAUGCUGGAUGACAAGGACAAAAGUGUCAAAAUCCAAGCUCUGAACACACUUAAAGCUUUCUCUGGCAUCAGAAAAUUCAGGCUGAAAAUCCAGGAACACUGCAUCAAGGUGCUGGAACUGAUCUCCACCAUCUGGGACUCGGAGCUGCACAUUGCAGGCCUCAGGCUCCUCAACAACCUCCCACUGCCUGACUUUGCACAUCCACAGCUGCGACGGGUGAUGCCUGCCUUGAUGGAGAUCCUGAAGUCAGACUACAUCCUGGCACAGGUGCAAGCCGCGCGAUUGCUGAGCAACCUGGUGCAGAAGAACGACCUUCUCUAUGAUAUUCUCAACUGCCAGGUACACUCCAACUUCCUGAACCUGUUCCAGUCCACACAGCCCGGGAGUCUGCUGCUUGAAGUACUGGUGUUUGCAGAGAGGCUGACUGAGGGCCGGAGUUCACCCCACUACCGUGCUGUGAAGUGGCAUUACAAUGAACAGUCUGUGCACGAAGCUCUCUUUGGGGAUGACUCACGACUGGCAGACCGGCUGCUUGCCCUGCUCAUCCACCCCGAGGAGGAUGUUCAGAUCCAGGCCUGCAAAGUCAUAGUCAGCCUGCAGUGCCCCCAGGAUGUGGGAGUCCGGCCCUCCUGCCCGCCCAGUCAUUCCGGCUUUAAUAAUGCGGAAUAAAAUU
Molecule: messenger RNA, 1018 nt
Organism: Mesoplodon densirostris (Blainville's beaked whale)
Lineage: Eukaryota; Metazoa; Chordata; Mammalia; Artiodactyla; Ziphiidae
Gene: ARMC12
Product: armadillo repeat containing 12
Exons: 6
Coding region: 16-1014 (332 amino acids)
Cellular component (GO): nucleus
Source: RefSeq, a predicted model, not a curated record